Messenger RNA from Malus domestica (apple), 1928 nucleotides. RefSeq lists its product as uncharacterized. The record is from RefSeq and is a predicted model, not a curated record. Lineage: Eukaryota; Viridiplantae; Streptophyta; Magnoliopsida; Rosales; Rosaceae. Gene Ontology annotation, molecular function: protein serine/threonine kinase activity; ATP binding.
CUAAAUUUGCAAGCGGCUCUCAGCCGUUUCAGAAAUCAAAACCACCAAAAACUCCAUCGGCGUCAGAUCAGCUCCCUCCAAAUGGCCCCGGUUGAAGACAUAGCAGAGAAAGAGAAAGCAGCUCCCGAAGCAAAACCAGAAGCAGAGGUGGAAGAAGAGGAAGUGGAAGAAGACGAAGAGGAGGAGGAGCUUUGGACGUCGGACUCCGACGUCGGAGAUGCGUUGGACUAUUUGGACUCCAAGGACGACGACAGAGGAGUAGAAGGCGGCUUUACCAUCAAUUCACGGCGGCCCAAUGCCCACGGCGGCCUUCACUCCCGCCCUGCUUCCUCGACCCUUCAGCCUCUCGCUAAUCGCAACCAGAAGUUCACUACCCACAUCCGAGCUUCGCCUCUGGAGGAGUGGGAAGGGAGGUUCAACGUUGGAAUGUCCAACUCCGUGACCACUGCCAUUCGGGGAAGUGUUCGGGACAUGGCCAUUGGCAGAACGAAAACUACUGAGAAAGCAGACCGUGCCACUGUUGAGCAGGCCAUCGAUCCUAGAACUCGGAUGGUUUUGUUCAAAAUGUUGAAUAGUGGCGUGUUUCAUGAUAUCAAUGGCUGCAUUUCUACCGGGAAAGAAGCAAAUGUGUAUCACGCAACAAAAUCUGAUGGCCAGGAAAUGGCUAUCAAAGUGUUCAAAACAUCUAUUCUGGUUUUUAAGGACAGGGAUAGAUAUGUACAAGGGGACUACCGAUUCAGACAUGGAUACUGCAAGCGCAAUCCUAGGAAAAUGGUGCAGACAUGGGCUGAGAAAGAAAUGAGGAAUUUAAAGAGGCUAAAGGAAAACGGAAUUAGGUGCCCAUCUACAGUUAUUUUAAGACUUCAUGUUCUGGUCAUGGAAUUCAUAGGGAAAUCGGGUUGGGCAGCACCUCGUCUUAAGGAUGCUGCGUUAUCGCUAGACAAGCUACGGGAAGGUUAUAUGGAGAUAAUUAUUGCUAUGCGAACAAUGUAUCAGAAGAGCAAAUUGGUGCACGGAGACCUUAGUGAAUACAACAUACUUUACUUUGAGGGCCACUUGUACAUUAUUGAUGUUUCUCAAGCAGUUGAUCUGGACCACCCUCAUGCCCUUGAUUUCCUACGAGAAGAUUGUGUCCAUGUAUCUGAUUUCUUUAAGAAACAUGGUGUAGCUGUUAUGACAAUUCGAGAGCUCUUUGAUUUUAUAGUUGAUCCAACUAUUGCUGAUGAUGCAGUGGAGAGUUAUCUCGAUAUGGUACAACAAAAGGUUACGGCAAGAGGAGAUAUAUCUGCAGAGGAGGAAAUUGCAGACUCUGUAUUUGUACAGUCGUACAUUCCAAAGACUUUAGAUGACGUGAAGAAUGCUGAGCGGGAUGUAAUACGGUUAACUAGCGGAGAGGACACAGGGGACAUGUACUAUAAAACUAUUACAGGACUGAAGGAGGCUCUUCCUCAUGGUCAACCAGCUUCAUCUGAGAAGGAGCAGAAACAAGAUGAUGCUACUGCUGUAGCAGAUCCCUCUGAAAAUCCCGAGACUGAAUCUGACUCUGAUACAGAUGACAACUCAAGUGACUCGGAAGGGCAGAGCUCCUCUUCCGAAACCAAGGCACAGGAUCCUCUCGAAAAGAAAGCUGCUAGGAAAGAGAACAAGAAGAAAGUGAAGGAAGAGAAGAGGGAAGCUCGGAAAACCAAAGUGCCGAAGGCUCUGAAGAAACGAAAGAAAAAGAUGGCCAAAGCACACAAGACCAGGUAGUUCUGCUUGGGAUAACUAUAGAGCAAUGGAUUGGAUGCUGUUGUUUUAGAAAGGAUGCUAGAAAUAUUUUUGGUAGGAAUUAAAUUAAGAAAAUUGCUUAACUUGUACUCUUUUUCCUUUUUCCAAGAACUACAUGUACCUUUGAUAUAUGAAAAUAUAAUCUUAUUUUUGAGUUUGCA